Belonocnema kinseyi is the source of this 3493-nucleotide messenger RNA. RefSeq names its product cholinesterase (gene Gli). The record is from RefSeq and is a predicted model, not a curated record. The transcript is spliced from 12 exons. Lineage: Eukaryota; Metazoa; Arthropoda; Insecta; Hymenoptera; Cynipidae. Gene Ontology annotation, cellular component: septate junction; tricellular tight junction; cell surface. Bases 756 to 3383 code for a protein of 875 amino acids.
CAAUGUCUCGCAAUGUCUUGACAUUCGCGGAUAAUUUCCACCGCGGCUCGUCUUUCCCCUCCAGUAACCUGCAAAAUUAAAAGAGAAAAAACCCAAACAAAUAUCCAACACAAUCCAGAAAAAAGAACUAAUAUAACUCAAACACAAAUGUCUCUCUUCAAAAUACAUUUGCGAGGAACGUAAUUACUAAUUAGUGAUUCAGAAGUGCAUCAUUCACAGUCACACACAUAUGCCUGGAAGCGAAAGUGACUAAUCGAGUUUCAACUUGUUAAUCCAAGUUUGCAGUCCCAAGUUUUUCAACUCGCGAGUUUGUUUUUUUUUUCAAUUCCCUUGAUGACACACUCCUUUUCGGUGUCAAUGAACAACGAGUGCUGCAUUCGUAAUCCAAGUAGUAGUUCCUUUCUUCUUCUUCUUCUUCUCUCUAAUUCGAAAUAAAAAUAACCGCUUGAGCAGUAAUUGCUGGCAAAAAUAAGCGAACCGUCUCGAGCUUACUUUAAUGUAUUCUUCCUUGUGGUUCCUGCUGUACUCUCUUGUAACUCGAAUCGAAUUAAGUGAGUGAAGUGAAGUUCCUUUCCCUUUCGCCCGUGACCAGUUGAAACGCGUUCCAGCGAGUGCGAGUGAGCUGGAGGAUCGUCGGGCAUCAGACAGCAGGCAUUGUGGGUUCACCUGUGCUGGCGGGAGUGGAGGAAAAUCGGCGGCGGGUGUUGUAACAACUAACGUACACACAAACUGACACAAACUCGGCACGCGGCAAGAUGGCCGCACGUCGCGUACAUGCCUCGAUGAGGCUCGUCGUUUUGUGCCUUAAUUUUGUCCUGGCUGUCCUGGCUCAACAGGACCCGUUCCAGUACGGCCGGUACCGUGAGCCGCAAAGUGGAGGUUAUUACAACCGUGAUGGUGCCUUCGUGCCGCAGCAGAAUACACCCGGUUAUCAUACCUACAUUUACAAGGGUAGAAGAUACGGCUACCAGGAUGGGUACCAGCCCAGUAUUCAAAAUCCCUACUAUCGAGGACCAACUAGGGCUCCGGAGGACCGCUACAAGUAUGGGGACACAACUCAGAGGUUCCCAUUACCGGGAGUUUUGGCAGGCUGGCGAGAUGACCUGCAGGGAAAAGAAAGAACAGACUCAAAAAAUUUAGAACGGGACGUUUUUGUGACAACAAAUUACGGACAAGUUCAGGGAUUCAAAGUUUACUUGUACGACGAUCCUGAAUCGAGACACAGGCCCUGGAGUUUACCUGUAGAAAGGGUUACUCGAGAUGUAAAUGUUUUUCUUGGUCUUCCGUACGCCUUGCCUCCUGUGAAAGAAGGACGAUUCAAACCACCCAGAUCACAUCGAGGCUGGCAACUUUUACAAGCAGUCGAUUGGGGACCAGCGUGUCCACAGCCAACUGCUUAUACAGGAAUUAAAAAAGGAAUUCGUGAUGUGGACGAAGACUGUUUAUACCUCAACGUUUUCAGUCCCAAUAUUGGUUCUGGUGUUGCAAAAAAAUACCCAGUUAUGUUUUACAUUCACGGAGGGGAAUUUAUUCACGGAGCCAGUAAUUUGUUUCCAGCUCACAUCUUGGCUGGUUUUUACGAUGUUGUGGUCGUCUCAAUAAAUUAUCGACUCGGAGCUCUUGGAUUUCUCAGCACUGCUGAUGAAAAUAGUCCGGGAAAUUAUGGAAUUUUGGAUCAGGCAAUGGCCCUGCGAUGGGUUCAUGAAAAUAUCGCCAAUUUCAAUGGCGAUCCAAAUGCAAUCACACUUUUUGGACCUGGAGCUGGGGCAGCUAGUGCUGGUCUUCUUAUGGUAGCUCCACGGACUCGAGACAUGGUUUCGAAAGUAAUAGCCCAAUCCGGUUCGGCUUUAGCGGACUGGGCUUUAAUAAUUGACAAAUAUCGAGCCCAAAAUACGUCGAGAGUUUAUGCCGAGCAUCUUGGCUGCAGUAUAGAAAGCAGCUGGAAACUCGUUCAAUGUCUGAAAGACAGUCGCAGUUUUCUCGAUUUGGGAAACUCGGAAUUGAAGCCGCAUGUGGGGCUCUUUCCCUGGGCUCCAAUUUUAGAUUUGAAUUUUACAGUCCCGAAAGAUAAUUGGUACGAGGAUUGGCGAGCCUCUGAUUGGCACUUCUUCACCGAAACUCCCGAGGAUAGUAUCAAAGAACGGAAAUUUAAACACGACAUUUCUUACAUGGCGGGCGUCACGACUCAGGAAGCUUCCUUCAUUAUUGUAAACAACGCCACUUUAGCGAGGAAUAAUUACGUAAUAACUCCCGAAAUGUUCGAGCAAAAAGUCUGGGAACUCGUUUUACAGUAUAAUUAUACGCUGAACCCUUUGGGCGUUUACGAAGCCAUUAAAUACAUGUACACGUACUGGCCUGACCCGAAUAAUGUUACUCACAUUAGGGACCAAUAUAUUAACCUUUUGUCUGAUUUCCACUACGUGGCACCAUAUGACAAAAUAGCAAAAUUACUUGUGGAACAAAAGGUUCCUGUAUAUUUGUACGUGAUGAAUACGACAAUCGAGUCUCUGGAUUUGGCUCAUUGGCAGCGAGUUCCACACGAUAUUGAAUAUCUUUUAUUGACAGGAGCGCCUUUCAUGGAUGUUGAAUUUUUCCCGCAGAAUCUGAAACUGAAGAGAGACAUGUGGACCGACAACGACCGAAAUAUGAGUCACUUAUUUAUGAAAGCCUACGCAAAUUUUGCCACUUAUGGAAACCCGACGCCUUCACAAAUUUUGGGACUUCAUUUUGAAGAAGCUAAGCAAGGGUGGUUAACUUAUCUGAACAUUAAUACAACCUUCAACAGUUCCAUUCUUCUUAAUUAUCGACAAACCGAAAGCGCUUUUUGGUCGAUGUACCUUCCAACUGUAAUUGGAAGAAUAGUGCCGACUUAUCCCCCCGUCACAGAGUAUUGGUGGGAACCAAAACAACCUCUCCAAAUAGCAUUUUGGUCCAUGUCAACAGCCUGUCUGCUCCUACUGGUAAUCUCAGUCGUGUGCUGCAUGCUCUGGAGAAACUCCAAGAGACAGUGCGAUCACUACUAUAGCGGAGACAUCCUGAUGGUCCGAGAAGAGGAACCUUCGGAGGGAAUCGAAAAUUUGACGCGAGCCUCGAAAGAAAACAUGUACGAAUAUCGGGACACGCCGCCGGUAAAGCCGCGAGUUCCCCGACAAAAUGGUACAAAACUCCAGGAGAGAUUAGCCCAAAAUCGAAAAUUUAGCUCGACGCCUUCGCUGAGGAGCAACUCAAAUAUGUCCUUGAAAGACAUGCGCUCCGAAGGCUUCGUCACGAGCUCACCAAACGGUCAGCCAAAAAUUGGAAAAUCAAUUAGCCAGUCGACCCUGGCAUCUAAAAGUAAAAGUAAGACUUUACUAGUGCAAGGAGUGCCUCAAACUGCAGUUUAAACUUUAAUUUACGCCAAGAGACAUUUUUCAAAUCGCAAAUCUUACUUUUUUUUUAUCUUCAAGACAGGCCUCACAGACCAGUUUUCAAAAUUUGGUAACUGGUACCCUAU